Molecule: messenger RNA, 1837 nt
Organism: [Torrubiella] hemipterigena
Lineage: Eukaryota; Fungi; Ascomycota; Sordariomycetes; Hypocreales; Clavicipitaceae
Source: the annotation of a GenBank genome assembly
AUUAUAUAGUACUCCCUCCUGCCACUGCAUACCACGGCCAAUUUCACAUGCACUGUGUUGCACCUUGUGUGAUGAUUUAGCGUGCAAAGCUUUGCCGCUUUCGGCUGCUUUAGCGGGUUACAAUGCCUGUGGCCGCUAACAUUGGUCGCGUGUGGGCGCCCGUUUCCGACCGCGAUGCACUAAAGCCAGCGCCUAAUUUGGCCCGAGGUAGGCACUGGGGAUCCCGAAAGGGCGGGUCGCAGCAGCAGCCACCGCGUAUGCGCUCCUUACCUAUUGUGUUCCCCAGAAGAUCAUAAUUCAUCUCCCUGAUCUCGCACCGUGGAUUUUGUCUUUUGUGCAGCUUGGCAACUUCAAAAUAGCAUCAAAACCCGCAUCAAUAUUCCCUCCGCAGCAAAAUCAACCGCUCAUCUGCGUUUCCGCUUUCGUUUUGAUCGAUCCCUCUCGCGGGGUCCUGACGCCAUUGACACCUGCAGUAUCGUGCCGAGGCUCCGCGUCCGCUCUGUUUUAAACUUUGGACCCUGUCGCUGCUAAACUGCUUCAUCAACGGCAUUGACGGCACAACAGAAGCACUUCGUUUGGAGGCAACACAUUAAAAUGUCGGACUCUGUCGAUCGCGUCUUCGUCCAUGCCCUUAACACCGUCAAGCGCAUCCCGAAGACGGGCGCUGCGAGGCCGCCGCCAUCUGAGCGACUUCGUCUAUAUGGACUCUAUAAACAGGCCAUGGAGGGAGAUGUGGAUGGUGUGAUGGAACAGCCAAUGGCCGGCGCUGGGCUGAAUCCCGAGGAGCUGCAGCGCGAGAGAGAUAAGUGGGAUGCAUGGAAUUCCCAAAAGGGCCUGACACGUACCGAAGCAAAAAGACGAUAUGUAGAAGCACUCAUCGAGACGAUGCAUCGAUAUGCAACCACAGCUGAUGGUAGAGAACUUGUCUCCGAACUCGAAUUUGUAUGGAACCAGAUUAAGCACAACAGCCCCAGCUCGACCGAUUCAUCACCGCAAGGAGGUGCAACAUCGUCUUCACGUCGAUUCACUCAACCAAUGAGUGGCAGCGACGGACCUAUGAAGGUGCUCAGCCCGAUGAGCGAGCAGGACGAGGCGGAGCUACGAUCUCAGCGACAAAUGGAACUAGAGGAUAUGGAAAUGGGACACGAUAUUGGAAAGGGCUCUAGCCGCUGGCAACGCAAAAUGGAACAUGCUUUGAUGAAGCUCUCUGCAGAGGUGGCGGCGCUACGCGAGCAAAUCACUACAGGGCGUGAAUGGCGAUCCAAGAAGGACAGGAGCUUCCCGUCCUGGCUGGGCUGGGUUGUUUGGGUUAUUAUGAAGCAUCUUGUGGUUGACUGUGUGAUUCUGGCCAUCAUCUUGGUCUGGAUGCGUCGCCGCAAAGAUCGCCGCUUGGAAGAUCUCGUCCGUGCAGCGUUGACUCUUAUCCGCGAAUACGUUCGCAAAGUCCUUCCCUCGAGGUGAGCCUGUGCUCAGUAGCCUCAUUUACACAUCCCUCUAUCCACGUACCGCAUACUACAUGCUAGUCUGGAUAUGCUCUGGGGUUAUUCAAGCUCGCACACUAGAUGAGCUUGGCGAACCUCGACAUAUCCUCUCCUCCACGGCAAACUGCCUCUCACUUCUCGUACCGCACGACAUUCAUGAUCUUCAUUUGAGCGAGCAUUUACUUUCUUUUCUGGUUUACUUUUACAUCUGCUUUCAGUUUUGGAGAGUUGGGCUGGUGUUACCGAUCCUCGAAAAACAUGUAUCUCAUUAGACUGGGGAUAUAUCUGCGGUCUAUAUGCAUCAUUAUAUAUUUACAGAAACUGUACAAUAUUACUAAUAGAGAUUUCUUCCUCUU